Messenger RNA from Thecamonas trahens ATCC 50062, 5112 nucleotides. RefSeq lists its product as uncharacterized. The record is from RefSeq and is a predicted model, not a curated record. The transcript has 4 exons. Lineage: Eukaryota; Apusomonadida; Apusomonadidae. Bases 1 to 5112 code for a protein of 1703 amino acids.
AUGCAACCCGGAGUGGCGGUGGCCUACGGUGCAAGGUGGCUCACCUGUCUCGCCACCGCAGUCAAGGACAAGCCAGUCAUGCGUUCUUGUCCCGCAGACGUGGCCAUGUCGGGGGCCUGCAACGAGUUUAACUCGCACAACCGCGACGUUGUUGGACAUGACUCUGGGGCGUAUGCGGUGACUGGCGGCGGCUUUGUGUUCGAGUCGUCAGCGACUGGCGGGUGGUCGGGCUGGCGCGAGGACGCCAACAAGUACGACAAGGACGGGGUGCCGGCCGGGGCGGCGUCGUUCCGCGACCCGGGCGCUGGCGGCGUCGACGGCAAUCGGAUCGAUUGGGGCCGGUCGACUUCGAUCCAAACGCCUGGCGGCGGCGAUGUGUGGCUUGUGGGCUGCUUUCCACUCAACAUCGGGUGCCGGUUCAUUCACUAUGCGAGCAACACGCUGUACCGGACGCCCAACAUCUAUGAGCCGGACUCGGGCGGCUUCAAGCCGGCGAUUGUCAAGGAGCUGGACGUGUCAGACGUCGACACGCGGCUUGUUGUGGUGUAUCAAGACUCGUCGACGCUGUACUUUCGGACGUGCGAGGUGGCGUGGGCCGUGCCGCCGACGCUGUCAUCGUGCUCGGCACGGGUGGCGGUGACCACGAGCGGCAACAUCCUCCACCACACGCGCUCGUUUGAUGUAGCCUCGCUUGUUGGUGGCGGCUUUGUUGUGACGUUUACCACCAACGACGGGGCGGGUAACGGUGUGAGCUUUCGGGCGUACCGGCCGACGGCGACGGCGACGGUGUACGAGGCUGUGGGCGAGGCGAUGACACCGGUGACCAACACGGCCGGCAAUCAGCAGAACCCGCGAUGCGACUCGCUAGUUGAGCUAGGUGGAUUUGUCAUUGCCUGGACCGACGCUGUGCUCGACGGAUCAGGCAUGGGCAUCGUGUUCCGGGCGGGCGUUGUUGACAUUGCGGCCGGCAGCAUCGUGCUUGCGGGCGCGGCCGAGACGCUUGUCAACAGCGACGACUCUACCUCCGAUCAGCGGUGGGCCGAUGUGGCCGCCUCGCGCAAGCACCCGUUUGUGGUGAUCUCAUGGAUCGACGACACGGCGGAUCUGAUUGCGUUUCGGCGGUUGAUGUACGAUCUGACGCCGGGCGCUCCACUGGCAGCCAUUGCGAUUUCGGGCACGAUCAAGGGAGUAGGAACCAUUGGCAGCCAUCCAUCCAAUGGUGUGGGCACUGUGAGCGUGGCGUACCAGGACUACGACGCGGCAGCAGGCCUUUCGAGCGUGGUGCUUGUGGCCUCGGGCCGCGACAGUGGCGGGCGCGGGUCGCGAAACCUGGUGUGCCACGCCGGCACACCGACGCAUCUGGUGCUUGAUGCGGCAACGUGCGGCGGACUCGGUGCAGCUGCGAGUUCGACGGCGUGUAUUUCCGCCGCGCUGGUCUCAGUGAGCGCGACGCUCGACGCCACGAUUGAGCUUCCGGCCGGAACGUUUUCCGGACCGUGUAACUUUGUCGUCAGCUCGCCGGUCCGGCUGGUGGGCGCGGGCAUGGGUGUGAGCAACAUUGCAUGCACUGGGCCUGUGAACGGCGCAUCGUUCUCGAUUUCUGGGUCUGACUUUGAUGCGAGCGAGAAGAAACGGUCGGUGUCGAUCCGCGACCUGAGCAUGAGCGGCGGCGGGCCGGUUGCUGUGGCGGAGACGACAGAUGGUCCGAUUGUUGCGCUUGCGCGGCUUGUGCUCGACAGGCUCUCGUGUCCUGACGCGAGCGUGUGUGGUGCAGGCGGAGGCGCGCUCUCGCUGACGAAUGUGGCGCAGUUCUCGCUCAUGCACUCGGUUGUGUCGGGCGCAAGUGCGGGUGCGGGCAACGGCGGCGGUAUUGGCUUCUUUUUCACGGCCGCGACGGGCUCGAUCUCCAUCGCCGAGUACAGCAUGUACUUGUCAAACGUGACGCUUUCAGGCUGCAGCGCGAGCGCGGGCUCGGGCGGUGGGCUGUAUGUGACGGCGCCAGCGGCGCUCGACCUCAAAUCGGUGUUUGUGACGGACGUGCGGUUUUCCGGGUGCUCGGCGGCGGUCGAUGGUGGUGGGAUGAAGGUUGCCGAUGUGGCGGCGACGAGCACGAGUGCGCUUAUGAUAGGUCCACGGCUGACUGUUGAGGCGUGCAGCGCAGGAAAGGGCGGCGGUGGAAUGGCGAUGGAGUCGCUGGCGGUCCCGCUGGUACUGACCGACGUGACUGUGGCUGGGUGCAGCGCGGCGAGCGAGGGGGGUGGUCUGGCGGUCUCGCACCUGUCUGCAACCCUCAAUUCGGGCGGACUGACGCUGACUGGAUGCGCCAUCUCGGGUUGCACAACGAACAGUGAUGGCGGUGGAGUCUACACGAGUGAGGUCUCUGUGGUGCUUGCGGGCGCAACAAGCGUGAGUGGGUGCUCGGCAAGCAGUGGGCGUGGUGGUGGUGUGCUGCUCUCGUCCAACGCACUGGUCAAUCCGCCGGUCCUUGCAAUUGCGUCGAGCGCGAGUGUAUCCGGCAACAUGGCGCAGAACGGUGGUGGAGUGGCGGCGCUGGGUGGCAGAGUCGAGCUCGCACCAGGCUCGCUCAUCGGAGACAACACGGCAAGUGUGUCGGGUGGUGGCGUCCUAGUGGUCUCUUCGCGGGUGCAUUUUUGCAGUGCCGACGGCGCUUUGCCGCGAGUGGUCAACAACGCCGCCCUGGUAUCGGGUGGUGGACUGUUUGUGUGCAUGCUUGAUUCGUCGUGCGGGCAAGAGCUGUGCAACCGGGCGGCCAAAGUUGGCGACGUGCUUCUUAUGCAACCGGUCUCGAACACGACCGGAGCUGCGGUGGGGGCGGCGACGCCGUUUACAACGUCGACGUUGCCGACUUCGCUUGCCGACUUUAGUGGAUCAAGCGCGCCCUCAGGACCGACAGUGGCGUCAGACGCUGCCGCGACAGCGCUGCGGGUGCGGACACUGGCGGCGGACGGAACCGUGGUGUCGGACGAGUUGCAGACGGCAGGCUCGGGAGCAAUAGCUGUGACGAUCAAGUCGGGCGAUAAGCCGUUUGUGACGCGGACGGCCAGUGGCGGGACGCAGGAGAUCAGCAUGGCGGUGACGGAUGUGCUUGGGCAGCCUGCGGCGUUCUCCAAUGUGAGGGCCGGGUUUGUGACUACUAACGCACCAUCGGUCUUUGGUGAGGUCUGCACACGACAAGCUGAUGGCAGUUGCUCGUUUGCGACUCUGCAGGUCUUUGCGUCGGAUUUGUCGCACGUACAGGCUGGAAAGUCGUUCGGCUUGGCGAUGACCUCGCUUUCAACAUGCCUGCAGGUUGCGCCGCUAGACGCGGCGACAGGCGCUGCGCUCCAGGUCUCGGUCGAGCCGUGCGAACAAGGCAAGACGGUGCCGCGAUGCACCAAGUGCCCGCGCGGAAUGGUACUCAAUCUGGUCGACCACAGUGCGCAACAGUGCGAGGCCUGUCCAGAUGGGAUCGGAAACGCGAGCAACAUCGACGCCGCGCCGGCAGCAUUCAUCAAGUGCUUUAACGCAGACGCUUGUCCGGGUGGGGCCGAGUACUCGUCGUGCUCAGGGACCCGUGACAGUGGGUCAUUCACGUGCUUCCGUUGCGAGUCUGGGCUUGUGCCUGACUCGUACGGGCGAUGCAACGAGUGCGGGCCGAUGUGGGUGGCGUAUGUGGGCGGCUUUGCAGUCAUCGCCAUGUUUGGGUUCACCUCUGUGUGGUUCACGUCGCGGUCGAGCAAGUCGCGCGGGGCGUCGCGGCAUACGGCAGCGUCGCCAGCAGCUGUCAUCCGGUCAGGCUUCAACUUUGCGCAACUUGUGGUGCUGAUGGGCGAGCUGAAGGCGCUGCAAUCGUCGACGACGCUGCUUGCGAUUGUGAAUGGCAUUUCGUUUGUGUCGUCGCAGGGCUCGCUCUCGUCGUUCUCGACCCAUUGCUUGGUGGGUUCAUCGUUCUACACUCGGUUUGUGCUCAUUAUGCUCGCACCGUGGCUGUACAUUGCGAUUGCUGCGGUGGUGCUCCUUGCGCGCGGGCAGAUCCGCGGCCUCAUCCGCUACUCUGUGGUUGUACUCUUCCUGCAGUACACCAACAUUGCGACGGUGACAUUCAAGGUCUUCCAAUGCUCAGAUCCCGGAACAGGCGAGCUGCGGCUGGUGGCAGAUCCGGACAUCAGGUGCUACGAGGGCUUGCACGCGCUUUUUGUGACGCUCGCGCUUGUCUCGAUGGGCGUGUACGUGGUGGGCGUGCCGGUGGUCAUGUUGCUGGGCAUGCGGCGGACGCGAUCGAACCCGGAGCGGUUCUGGUUCUACUUUUCGUACCUGGUCAACGGCUUCUCCGAGGACAUGUGGUGGUACGAGGUGUGGGCGGCGUUUUCGCGCAAGGCGCUCAUGGCUGCAGUGGUGGUCUUUAUCACCUCGCCGUCGUUCCAGCUCUCGGUCGCCGGCGGGCUCGUUCUAUGCAUGUUUGCCGUUCAGAUCGCGCUCUCACCGUAUGUGGCCAAGCUGCUCGACUUAAUCGAUGCCAUUGCACUCUUUGUAGUGUACGGAUAUGUCACGUCGGGCGCCGUGUUCCUCGACGAGGAAAACUCAGCGCAGACGAAGGAUACGGCUGAAGGCCUGGUUGUCGCUGCCAUUGCCGGAGUCUUUGUGGUCGUUGUCCUCGCAGUUGUAUUUGCCGGCUCGCGUAAGCUCUUUGCCACUUGCCUCCCUCAACCCGAAUCGAAAGCCGAGGCUGAGGCCGAUGACAAGGACGUAGUUGUGGCCGAGAUGAUGCCGCUUGGCAUCGGGUCGUCAUCGUCGUCAUCACUGAGCUCGGACUCGAACAGCCGUGACAGCAAGACCAGGUCGUCGUCGACGACGCUAGAGUCAACUCGGCAGCUGAACGGCAAGGUGGUGAGUCGGUCCGGACCAUCGAAGAUGCGGCGUCCGUCGGGCGUGUACCGCUUUGACUCGUCAGAAUCGGACAGUGGAUCGCGGCGCAACUCGCGCUUCAGCUCGCGGCGCAACUCGCGGACAAUUGGGCCACGGCGGCUCUCCAAAUCGUCGGCAGUAGCGGCACGGGUUGUGGAUCUCGACACGAGCGACUUUUACAAGCCGCCACCGGGUGCUCAUGCGUAA